AUGAGGUGCCUCAACGUCAUCGCCAGGAAGUCCCGGAUCUCGCUGCCCACCUUCCGUACUGAGGUGUGCAGCAUCAAGGUGGGUAAUUGCGCAGUGGUCCUGGCACGGAAGUAUGUCAUCAUCUUUCUGGGCCUGCUCACCACCAUCGUGGCAGUCUACGCCCUGCGCUCCUUUGUGCACGUGAACGGCGCGGCCCCGGAGGUGAACAAGGGGGCGCCAUCAAUGCUCUCCUGGGAGGACUUCCUCUUCGACUGCGGGCCCAAGUCCUCGCUGAGGUCCCGAGGCAACUCCGCAGUGGUCUUCGAUGAGAAGUGCCCAGGCUUCGAUGAUUUGCUGCCGGGCGAAGGGCCCGGAAGUGGUGCGGGCAGCGCUAGGAGAAACCGCAGAGAGCGGUUGGCGUCGCUGGAGAGCCGGGAAGUUACAGCAGGCCAUCCAGAUGGCCCCUAUGGCAGCGGUAGCGACACCUUCGGCCGCUACAGCAACUUCUCCAACGCCGCCCACAUGCUUUGCAGGCUGGUCCGGCUAAGUUCCGGGAACACGCAGUCUGUGGAUUGGCAGCUGGGCCUGCGCGGGGGCCAGAAGAAGCACCCGGAGGAGGGCUGGCGCCGCUACUUCACGCGGAAGCAGGCCAGCUUUGACCACAUCGCGAGGAAUUGCACCCCGGACAACGAGGCGUACCAGUCCAGGAUAGGCACUCCCUUCGACCACAGCUUCGACCGUCAUCAAGGCGCCAUGAAGACUGCUACGAUCCGCGAUACGCCCAUCAGCUUCGAACGCGCCAAGGGCUGUGAGGGUGCUCAGGCAGGGCAAUGGCAGCACAUCUUCCACUCCCGGCCUGCGGCCACCCGGCUUCAGCUUCAGCAUCUCACCAGCCUCAGGGAGAUGCCAGGCCAGCACGCGGGCAUGCAGAUCUCCGACAACCGGAGUGACACCUGCUGGGUGGAGAUGAUGGGCAAGAAGCGGUGGGAAAGAUGCAGGCCGCCGGAUCCUUUGGAGCGGCAUCCGCAAGAGGGGGGCGAUGCCAAGCUGCACCACCUCUACUACCUCAAGGUGCGCCCGGAGCCGGACGAGGACGCCAGGGCCCAGCGCACCUCCAAGACCCCGCGCCUGGCACAGGAAAAAGCUCGCAGGCAGCUGAAUGAAGAGAGGCUGGGUGAAGCUUUGCCUCAGACAAGUUGGGCUACACAUUCUGCAGGAGGGGGGCAUUGA
Molecule: messenger RNA, 1209 nt
Organism: Effrenium voratum
Lineage: Eukaryota; Dinophyceae; Suessiales; Symbiodiniaceae
Source: the annotation of a GenBank genome assembly